This is a messenger RNA of Hyla sarda, 2368 nucleotides long. RefSeq names its product cell cycle control protein 50B-like. The coding region runs from base 1195 to 2217 and encodes 340 amino acids. Gene Ontology annotation, cellular component: endoplasmic reticulum; plasma membrane; Golgi apparatus. Gene Ontology annotation, biological process: phospholipid translocation. NCBI's taxonomy places the organism in Eukaryota, Metazoa, Chordata, Amphibia, Anura, Hylidae. The record is from RefSeq and is a predicted model, not a curated record. The transcript has 7 exons.
UGAUAUUUAUCUACCUUGACACAAGGAAUAAUGUCAGCAAAUCUGAUAUUGGCCUCGAGGUUAUGGUAUAACUAAUUUUUUUUAUUUUUUUUACAAAUUUAUAUCACACCUAAGGUGUAGCCAUAUUGCACCUCGGCUAAUCAAUUGUGAGCUGCAAAUAUUAUUAUUAUUAUUUUUCUAUUCUAGUGUACAAAUUAGCCUUAAAUCAAUUUUGCACAUUAAUAUCAAUAUAUUAUGUUAAAUACCUUAUUUUCUUCUCUAUAGGGCUGCUCACCCCUUUUUAGACAGUAACGCUGCUCACUAAUUUAAAGUGGCCACGGUGAUGGGCUGCCAGUUUAAGGUCAGGCAGCAUAGCAUAGUCCCGUGGCCACUUAAGAACAAUGACCAGUGGCUGCUGCUAUGGGAUGGUCCCGCGACACUCCUGGGGACUGCCGCUGACACACUUAUGUGUCGUGACACCCAGUUUGGAAAGCACUGGGGAGCUUGCUCCUUUCUCUAACCCCUCCCUUUCCCAUGUCAUGUUCACAGUAUAGGGUACAAGUCCACAAGAGAUCCAUUCAUUUUUUGCCUUUAGAGAAACAUAUGAGUAAAAUGUAUUGAUAAUGUAGUUUAUAUUGGCGGUCUCUGUGCCUGGAAAUCACUGUCCUACUCUGAAUGUGCUCUCACAUGGUACAGCUGCCACUGUUGAGGUUAGUAAGUCAUUGAAGUGAGCAGAACAGGGAGAUAACCCUGUUAGGGCUGAUCAGACUAGGAGACCAGGGCUGGAUGACAAAAUUAAAGAGACAGAGACACCAAGUGACCUUUUUUAAUUUUUUUCCCAUCUAUUUUAAUAAAGUAUAUUAAGAAAAGGCAGUCAUUACAUUUUUAUUAAAGUGUUACUGUUGUUAGAAAAGAGAACUUUUUUUUUUUUGUGUAACUGUAAGUAUUGAAAGUACAUGAAGAAAUUGUGCUACUUACACAUUAAUUCCUAACCUGUUCUUAAGGUUAGGGAUUCAUGUGUAAGAGAAUAAAUAAAACGGGCAAGACAAGUUCCAGAUGUGUUGCCCUAUUUUUUUGCACCGUUUCGAUUUUUGUCUAUAUAGCUUUUGUUUUGUACUGUCACUCUUUUAUAAUAUUGUUGCUUAGUAUUGUUUUACGUUACCUUUUAUUAAUAUUAUCUUAUACCUCCUUUUUCUUUAGAAAAUCUAAAGAAGAAUGAAGCCACCAUCCAGGAACUUUGCAAACAAGCAUGAACCUCUCCUAUGUCAGAGACCUGACAACACCUCAUUCACUCAGCAGAGACUUCCAGCCUGGCAGCCUUUUCUCUCUGCCAGUAUAGUCAUCCCAUGUUUCUUCUUUAUAGGAUUAUCCUUUAUAGGAAUUGGUAUUGGAUUAUAUUAUUCAUCGGACAGUAUAAAAGAACAUGAAUACGAUUACACAGGAGCGCAAGAAGGUGACCCCUGUAACUAUUGUGCUGUAAGUGCCUCAAGACCCUGCUACUGUAACAUUACUUUUAAUAUAACAGAAUCCUUACAGGGACCUGUUUUUAUGUACUAUGAAUUAUCAAACUUCUACCAAAACAACUAUCGAUAUAUGAUAUCUAGGGAUAAUACACAGUUAAGUGGAGACCUUGAUAGCCUAAAGAAUCCUUCCAAUGAGUGUGCCCCGUAUAGAGUGAAUUCUGACCAAAAGCCUAUAGCUCCAUGUGGUGCUGUGGCAAACAGCAUGUUUAACGAUACUAUUACACUGUUUUACUAUAAUAGUGGAACAUAUGAUGAAGUGCCACUAAAUGGAACAGGGAUAUCCUGGUGGACGGAUUACAACAUUAAAUUCCAGAACCCAACUAAUGGCAAUCUGACCUUAGCCGAGAUCUUCGAAGGGACAGCGAAACCUACCAACUGGCAAAAUGGAACAUACAACCUGUCUGAGUCUGGAUUUAAAAAUGAGGACUUCAUUGUAUGGAUGAGAGCUGCAGCAUUACCAACAUUUCGAAAAUUAUACAGAAGAAUAGGGAACCUAACUGAAGGAACAUAUCAGCUAAGAUUUGAGUACAAUUACCCAGUUAGUAGUUUUCAAGGAACGAAAAAAAUAGUUUUCAGCAGUAUAUCCUGGAUGGGAGGAAAGAAUCCAUUCCUUGGAAUUGCAUAUCUUGUUUUUGGUUCUUUAUGUACUGUCUUUGCGAUCAUUAUGCUCAUUGUAUUCAUAAAGUACCAAGGGAAAAUAGAUGAUGACCUCUAGUGUCUAAAAUUAUUUAUAAAGUUGCCAGUUUCCACAAUGUUUACAUUAAAUAGCAAUAUCUGUAGCAAGAAGCGAUGAUGUACAUUUCUUUAUGAAAAACACAAAAACAAAUAAUAAUAAUUUGACUGCUCUUUAGUCUCUUUGGUCUAAG